Messenger RNA from Scleropages formosus (Asian bonytongue), 1984 nucleotides. RefSeq names its product transcription factor 19 (SC1), like (gene tcf19l). Gene Ontology annotation, biological process: regulation of gene expression. The coding region runs from base 351 to 1865 and encodes 504 amino acids. NCBI's taxonomy places the organism in Eukaryota, Metazoa, Chordata, Actinopteri, Osteoglossiformes, Osteoglossidae. The transcript is spliced from 3 exons. Gene Ontology annotation, molecular function: protein binding. Gene Ontology annotation, cellular component: nucleus. The record is from RefSeq and is a predicted model, not a curated record.
AAACCACACUGUGGUUGUACUUCUUUUAGAAACACGUGCAGGGCGUUUCCACUGAUUUUUCUUAUUUAUUCUGUACUGCUCGGGGUAUGCUUUAGACAUAUUUUAAAGUUGAACGUAAAAUCUGCGUUAUCAUCCUGUUUGGAUGCUUUCAACAGCACGUACUGCACUUCGUUGUAGUGCAAUUUAAGAUGAAAGAAUCCAAAUAUAUUUAAGGGAAGAAUAUAAUACAGCAGAUUUUUCCAUAAAAAGCUAUUUUCCCAGGUCGUAUAUACUGCGCAGGAGUGUUGAACAGCUGCUCUCAGUCUGUCAGUUGAAUCGCUUGGGCUGGUUCACACGGUUUAGGUGCCACCAUGCUGUCAAAAGUACAACCUUGCUUCCAGCUUCUGAGGAUAGGCUCCUCCUCCUUGUCGACUGCCGCUGACCCUGCCCAAGAUCUGUACACGUUCAGGCCUGCCCUGCCCCGCUCGGUAUUCCGCUUGGGGCGGAAGCCCGAGCUCUGCGACGUGACGCUGGAGUCUACGGUCAUCUCCAGGGUCCACGCUGAGCUUCUCGCAGAGAGGGAAGAUGGUGGGGAUGAGGAGGGAUGGAGGGUCCACAUUAAGGACCGCAGCACUUAUGGCACCUGGGUGAACGAACUUCGGCUACAGGCGGGUGUCCAGUGGGAGUUGUCGGAUGGCGACACCCUGACUUUUGGAGGUCAAUCGGACUCUGGAAGCCCUGAGUUCUACUUCCUCUUUCAGAAAGUAAUGCUUCCUCCUUCUGAAUUUGAUGCUAUUACUGUGCCAAAGGCCAGCUCCUUCACUUCUGACAUUCAGGAUCGAAUCAGAACCAGCCUGGACGCUAAACCUCAACCAAAAUUAGGCCUUUCAUCAAUGUCAAUAAAAAGAGCAACUGUAAUUCUCAAUUCCAUUGGGAGUAUAAGCAAAAUGAAUGGGAGUUGCUGGACCUUCAAGAGGACUGAUGAUGAUUUGCAUCCUCAAUCUGGCUCCCUGACUCCCCCUUUCUUGGUUUCUCCUUCUACUCCACCAUCCGUUCCCCCGGCCACUGUUUCGACCUCCAAGUCUGUGCCCCCCUCCUCCAAAAGCAGGCGCAAAUCUGCGCACACUGUGUUACUGGAGGAUGACAGUUCAGACGAAAUGACGGAUGUUGGCGGGACAGGUGACGGAAGAAGAAAGAAUGGGAGUAAGAGGAGGAGGCUUUGCAAGUCAGAAUGUGAAGUGUUUCACCCCCCUGCGUACCAGGAAGAGCAGUGUAGCAGUGAACGCCUUGAAUUUAGAUCUGAAUCCAGGAAUCCAAAUGGAUACAGCCUUUCGCCGCACUCCAGAGGAAAGCUGACGCAGCUAUUUGCCGUUUCAGGCCAAAGACAAGGCUUAAGUUUGAGUCUGAGAAUGGAUCCAAAUGAUGGUAUUUCAGCUUAUGGUCUCCGCAAAGAAGCGUUUGCUUCAUCUCCUUCCUCCCGAGGAAGGAGGAGGGCCCUCAGUUCUCCUGCUUAUUCCUCGCUCGUGGUCAGAGGGCAGAGUAGCAACCUGGUUUCUCAACCAUCAAGACUGUCUGACGGAGACAGGGAAUUUCCAGGUGUUCAUGUCAGUAGUGGCAAACGUCGAGGAAGGCCAAGAAAGCAUCCUAUCAUCCCUCAGCCACCAUUGGGCUCACCUUUCCACUCCUUGUCUGGUGCUGUGGAGGGGGAACGGGCCCGAGUGGAGGAACCCUGUGCAUCAACAAGCUGCCGCCUGCCCCAGCAGGACACAGUACAGUGGAUCCAAUGUGACGACUGUGAUGCAUGGUACCACAUCGACUGCGUUCAGCUGGACACGGGUGCUUUUGCUCUGGACACCAGCGCGGACUUUCACUGUGGCUGUCGAUGAGACUGCCGAGAGGAUCAUUUGGGGUAUGAGGACUGAGGUGUAGGGACGUCUUUGCUGCCAUGUAUGCCAAAUGACUGACCGUGUCUAAGAGACUGAGUGACCCAGUGUGACGCACAGAA